Schistosoma haematobium is the source of this 2210-nucleotide messenger RNA. RefSeq names its product Ras- protein Rab-4A. Gene Ontology annotation, molecular function: GTPase activity; GTP binding. The record is from RefSeq and is a predicted model, not a curated record. Gene Ontology annotation, cellular component: Golgi apparatus. Lineage: Eukaryota; Metazoa; Platyhelminthes; Trematoda; Strigeidida; Schistosomatidae. The coding region runs from base 250 to 900 and encodes 216 amino acids. The transcript has 5 exons.
GGACAUUUGACAGGUCUAGGUCAUUCGUACUGUCGGAGGUUGGCCUUACUGAAUGUCGAGUCAUAGUAGUUCCGCUCUGUAUACCAUCCUGCAAGUUGUACACAUUUGAUCAGAAGAUUGCUGAAUUUGAUUUUUUAUCAAAUACCGAACUAUAACACUAACUCAUACGUUGAACUUGACUGCGCAGAUAUUGGGUCGUGUUUUUCGGAAUAGUACAGUAUUGGUCACAUACUUUAAACUAAACUGAGAAUGUCUUAUGCAUAUCUGUUCAAAUACAUCAUUAUUGGGGACACUGCUGUUGGCAAAUCGUGCUUGCUUCUCCAAUUUACGGACCAACGGUUCCAGCCUGUAUAUGACUUAACGAUAGGGGUAGAGUUUGGCGCUCGAAUGGUGAAUAUUGGUGACAAGCAAAUAAAGCUUCAAGUCUGGGACACGGCUGGACAAGAAAGUUUUCGUUCCAUAACCAGGUCGUAUUAUCGGGGUGCGGCAGGUGCUCUUCUUGUUUACGAUGUUACCAGGCGUGAUACGUUCAACCAUUUGGCAUCCUGGUUGCAAGAUGCUCGGCAGCAUGCAAGCCCAAAUAUGGUUAUUACAUUAGUUGGGAAUAAGUGUGAUUUGGAUGCGAGGCGAGAGGUUAAACAAGAAGAAGCUGAAGCAUUCGCUCGUGAGAAUAAUUUAUUAUUCCUAGAAACAUCAGCUAAAACCGGAGUAAAUGUAGAACAAGCCUUUGCCACUACCGCACGCGCUAUCUAUGAACGCUUACAACUAGGUCUUUUAGAUAUCAAUAAUGAUGCAAAUGGCAUAAAGUUAGGUCCUCAACAAUUAAGUACUCGACAAAGUGGUUCCUACGGUCCGGUUGGCUCAGAUUCAGGAGGUAAUCUAAGAAGACGUUGUUGUUAGCUCAUACCAAAGAGAGAUUAGUUUAUGGAAAGAUAAUAAAAGUUAUAACUGCUAUUGAUUAUUUUUAUGUUUUAUGACAACCUUUCUAUGAUUCUCACUCACUAUUUUACUUCAUUUACUUUGCUCAUUUUAUGUACUUUUUAAUUUCAUGUGCUUUAUGUGUACCCCCCAUUGUUUUGAAUGAAUACUUUUAUUGUCUAUUUUUCUGUAAGUUGUUCAACAACUUCCCUGUACUUUAUUUUUCUUGUUUUGAUCUUAUUCACUAUUCUCAAUCAGUCGGCUGUCUAUAUUAUAUCUAUAAAUAUGUUUUAAAAAAGGCAGAUAUUUAUUGAUUCCGAAUGAAAAUCCAAAUUCCAAUCAUGCAACAUUACUGUUAUAAAAUAUCUAUAAAAAUGAUACAUGCUGUGAAAAGAUAUUCAUUCAUUUCUUCUUCAAGAAACAAGAGAUUUUCCAUCUUGUGUUCACAUUAUUUAAUUUUACUGUCGUUACUCGUUUACUUUAUUUUCAUAUUGUGUUUGUGUAUCCCGAUGUACGGAAAUAUAUUUCCUGAUAUUUUUAAGCUACCAAAUGUGUAUCUUCUUUUUUAGAUGGUUAUGUGAAGCAAAAUUAAAUGCUUUGUGUCGAAUUUUCACUACACUCGCCUUUGUUGUUGUAUUCUUGUUUAUUUAACCGUUGAAUAUCUAGUAAUCAUCAUUUUAUUCAAAUGUGUUCAAGUGUGUAUAGAAAUUUCUAUCGUAACUGACAGGUUUUUUUUUAUAAAUAUUCUUUUUGUCAGAUAUCAGAAUAAACCUUAUUACUCGUCUAAUUCUUCUCAUGAUGUACUCAUUUUAACUUGUACUUUAUGUCAGAUGAUCUUUGAUUGAUAAAGAUACUCUAAAGAAUUUUUCUUGUCAAGCCAUAUGUAUAACAUUCACGUCUAUCACUUGAGUAUGCUUCCGUAAGCCAGAUUUAUUUGCAAUUAUUUAGAACACAUUUUGAGCAUUGAUAUGAUGUUUGCUUUCUAGUACAUUUAUCCUAUUGAUACGAUUUGAUAACAAUAUAAAAUUAGGUAAUAUUAGUCAGAAUGUUCUUCUGAGUGAUUGGAGACGUUAGAUAACACGUCUUAACUGCUACUACACCUCCAUGAAUGCAUAAUUUUAGAUAGUGCAAGUUAUUUUCACGAUUUAUCUAAACAAGUAUUACAAGUUCUCCAUGAAGUUUCAUCUUAUUAUUCAAACUCCAUGAUUUUAAAUAUAGUUAGAUGAAUUAUUCUACUUUUAAUAAUUGUUUUAUUUAAACCGACUCAUUAAUAAUGUAUGUAACCUGUAGAC